AUGAUCAGAGACCUUGAGGGAAUCGUGUCACACUGGGCCGAGCACUUUAGUGAUUUGUUGAACUGCGUCAACCCGGUGGAUCCGACAUUAUAUUUAUUCCAAAACUCCCGGCUGUUGCUGAGCUUAAUAGCCCUUUUGCACUCGAUGAGGUUAUGUCAGCCGCCAAGAAAAAUGAAAAAUAACAUAACGGCAGGACCAGACGGCAUUUCCCGCAGAUAUACAAAUAUGACAGAAAGCAAAAUAUCACACGAUUGGAUUUUUGAAUUCCAAUACGCUGACGAUGCUGCCAUUCCUGUCAGCACCAUCUCCGCUUUACGAGAUAGUCUUAAUGUCUUGUCGUGUGCCUAUACUCGUGCAGAACUUGUUGUCAACACUGCAAAAACCGUGGUGCUCUCCCUUGUUACCAAUCAAAACAAACCAGCUACACCUUUCGUGGUUUAUGGAGAUGCUCUCAAUGAUUCGCAAGAAUUCAUGUAUCUUGGUACAGUCUGGGAACCAACAACUUCAUUAGAAGGUGCUUUUAUUGCAGCCCUUAGUCCCCAGCAGGCCUUAAGUGGUCAAGGAGUGCCAAGAAUCUCUGAGAAGUAUGCAAUAGCGGAGGGAUGUUGCAGAAGAAUUCAGAACGGCCCCUCUAUGGUACUUAGACUUGGAACGCCCAAUGCUGGAUCACUGACUGGCCGCAGUAUGGAAAUCGCAGAAAUGCUUGAGCGUAAAAGAAUUGACAUCUGCUGCCUUCAGGAGACCCGAUGGAAAUCGAAUGGUGUUUGUCAUGUCAACUCAGACAAAUAA
Molecule: messenger RNA, 789 nt
Organism: Helobdella robusta
Lineage: Eukaryota; Metazoa; Annelida; Clitellata; Rhynchobdellida; Glossiphoniidae
Exons: 4
Coding region: 1-789 (262 amino acids)
Source: RefSeq, a predicted model, not a curated record